AUGCCGAGAUUGCAGAUCCCGAAUUUCUACUAUGCUCUUGAGGAUAUUCUGUUUGAGGAGAUCAAGAAGAAGGAAGGCGUGACUUGGUCCAUACACAGACCCAACACCAUCUUCGGAUUAUCUCCUUAUAGCUUGAUGAACAUUGUUGGGACUCUCUGCGUCUACGCAGCCAUCUGCAAGCACGAGGGGUCUCCUCUGCUUUUCCCGGGGAGCAAGAAGGCGUGGGAAGGUUUCACGACUGCCUCCGACGCGGAUUUGGUAGCUGAGCAGCAGAUUUGGGCUGCGGUUGAUGAGUUCGCCAAGGAUCAGGCGUUUAACUGCAACAACGCGGAUAUCUUCAAGUGGAAGCAUCUGUGGAGGAUUCUUGCUGAGCAGUUCGGGAUCGAGGAGUAUGGGUUCGAGGAAGGGAAGAAUGUUGGGUUGGUGGAGAUGAUGAAAGGGAAAGAGAGAGUGUGGGAGGAGAUGGUGAAGGAGAAUGAGCUGCAGGAGAAGAAGCUUGAGGAGGUUGGUGUGCGGUGGUUUGCUGAUGUUAUACUUGGUGUUGAUGGAAUGAUUGACAGUAUGAACAAGAGCAAAGAACAUGGCUUCCUUGGGUUUAGGAACUCCAACAACUCUUUUGUAUCUUGGAUUGACAAGUACAAGGCUUUCAAGAUCGUUCCUUGA
Molecule: messenger RNA, 663 nt
Organism: Microthlaspi erraticum
Lineage: Eukaryota; Viridiplantae; Streptophyta; Magnoliopsida; Brassicales; Brassicaceae
Source: the annotation of a GenBank genome assembly